AUGGAGAGAAGUCAGACUGAAAUGUUAUCUUUGUGUAUUCAGAUACGGGAAGCUGACAUCUCUCGACUCUCUUUUGCGGUUGAGCUUGCUGAAGAAUUUUAUGGGAGAGUGAAGGGUCAAGAUGUUGCAUUUGAACCUGCUAAACUCUUGUGGCUCAUCCAACGUGAUUUUUUGCAAGGGAAAUCGGUGCAAGAAAUGGUGAAUGAAGCUCUGAGACGAGUCCCCAAUACUGAUGGGAACAAAAAUAUUGACGUGGUCAAUCAAAUUCGAGAUUCAUUGGCUGUUAUGGGCGACAACAGCACUGCCUUUAGCUUACCGCAACCACAUCUUCAGCGGACAAAGCUUUGUGAUAUGAAGGAUGUGGAGCUCGAUCAAUUAUAUGUCAAGAGAAGGGAGCAAUUGAAAAAGCUUGUUGCUAGCAUAAUCUCUCCGAAGAUUGUACAGGGAAAGACACUAACUGGAAAGGAGUUCGUCUCCUUUCUGGAGCAGAUACUUGAAGCCUUGAACAAAGGAGAAAUUCCAUCGACAGGCUCUCUGGUGGAGGUUUUCAAUAAGAAUAUUCUUGAGAAAUGUCUGAAGCUAUACAGUGAAAAGAUGGCAACAUUAGUUCUACCUCUUCCUGAGGAAUCUCUGCAGGGGGCCCAUGAUAGGACUAGAGAUGAAAUCAUGCAUGUUUUUGAUCAGCAGCAUUUUGGUCGUCACCAUGCUAAGAAAUCAGUUAUGCAGCUGGAUGAAGAAAUACGACAGGUGUACAAGAAUUUUGUUUUGCAAAACGAGUUUCAAUCUUCAAAGCUCUGUGAGGGACUGUACACCAGGUGUGAGGACAGAAUGGAUCAGCUUCAAGUUCUCAAGCUUCCUUCCUUGGCAAAAUUUAAUGCAGGUUUCCUGCAAUGCAAUCAUAGUUUUGAGCACGAAUGUGUUGGACCUUCAAAAGCAAAUUAUGAGCAACGCAUGAUGAAGAUGUUGGGGAAGUCUCGGUCUCUGUUUAUAAAGGAAUACAACCACAGACUCUUCAAUUGGUUGGUGGCCUUCUCCUUAGUUAUGGUAGUCAUUGGCCGCUUUUUUAUAAAAUUCAUUUUGAUUGAAAUUGGAGCAUGGGCACUCUUUAUAUUUCUGGAGACAUACACAAGAAUGUUUUGGUCAGCAGAGGCACUUUACUAUAACCCAGUUUGGCAUUUUAUAGUUGCAACCUGGGAAACUGUUGUUUACAGCCCUGUUCUGGAUCUUGACAGAUGGGCUAUUCCCCUCGGUGCAGUCCUGUCAUUGUUUAUUCUUUAUUGGCGGUGUUAUGGGAGAAGGAAAUAUGGUUCCCAGUGGCUAUUACCUUUAUACAGAACCAAUAAAAAUGGUUCUAAUCGACAACGAACAGACUAA
This is a messenger RNA of Sphenostylis stenocarpa, 1374 nucleotides long. Lineage: Eukaryota; Viridiplantae; Streptophyta; Magnoliopsida; Fabales; Fabaceae. The record is from the annotation of a GenBank genome assembly.